This is a messenger RNA of Nicotiana attenuata, 2841 nucleotides long. RefSeq lists its product as uncharacterized. Lineage: Eukaryota; Viridiplantae; Streptophyta; Magnoliopsida; Solanales; Solanaceae. The coding region runs from base 1 to 2841 and encodes 946 amino acids. The transcript has 2 exons. The record is from RefSeq and is a predicted model, not a curated record.
AUGGAAGACCAACAGCAACUCAAGGCUCUCAUUGCCGACUCGAUUCAGGAAGUGAAGGAUUCCUUUUCUAAAGAACUCGCUGAGAUUCGUGAGAUUCUCCUGGAGGUUGUCGAAAACAGAGCUCCGGCAGGCCGGGGACAGGGGGCAACCACUCUUCGUCACAAGCCGACUUCGGUGGAGUUUGGUCGAUUUUGCGGCGAGAAUCCAGAGGCUUGGUUAUUUCAAGCGGAGCGCUACUUUGCUCAUUAUGGAAUUGCGGAUGAUGAGAAGCUCACUAUUGCCUCGUUUUACCUCGACGGCGAUGCCUUAGAAUGGUAUAGAUGGUUGUACCGGAAUAAGCAAUUGGCGGGUUGGGAGCAUUUUGCAGAGAAGGUACGGAUUCGUUUCCUUCCUAAGGGGCUCGAAUCUGCUGAAGGACGGUUGGCCAAGCUCCGGCAAAUCACCACCGUACCUGAGUUACAAAGCCGCUUUGAGAAGAUAGCAAACGAGACUAGUGACAUCUCUGAUCGGCUCUUGGUAUGUCUUUUUGUUUCUGGGCUGCGUACUGAUAUUAAGAGUUCUAUUUUAGCCCAUCGGCCCACUACAUAUGAGGAUGUUGUACAUUUAGCCCAUAUUCACGAGCAACGUAUCCUAGCUGAAAAAGGACCACCUCGCCCCGCAUUUGCCAAUAGAACUCCGCCCCUUUUACCCAACCCUCAUACAGUCCCAAAUAAUAUUUCCUCCACCUCCGUCGGCCCUUCCAAUUCACCACCGCAAACCCGCGCAACCCUUAAACGCUUAUCCCAUGCUGAACUUCAGAGCCGGCGAGAGCGGGGUCUUUGUUAUUAUUGUGAGGAAAAGUAUACCGCAGGUCAUAAAUGUAAAUCGCCUCCUCAAUUAUUGCUCCUCACUAAUGAGCCGGAGGUGGUUUUAUCCAUGCCGGAACCCUUCUUCUCCGAUGAAGUAUUGCCAGAGGAGUUGCAAUGUUUGGAGAUACAGGAGCAUUAUACUAUCUCGUAUCACGCUUUAACUGGUGGUCAUUCCCCAUCUACACUCCGAUUCACUGGGCAGAUUAAUGGCUCCUCUGUUCAGGUCUUAGUGGAUGGAGGAAGUACCCACAACUUCGUCCAACCGCGAGCCGCGAAGUACUUACAACUGUCUAUUGACUCCAUUUCCCCUGUCACUGUUAUGGUGGGUAGCGGCCAUCGACUUAGGUGUGAAGGAGUGGCAAGGCAGACCACCCUUUUACUUCAAGGGAGCACGGUGGUAGAAGAUUUUUAUGUCCUACCAUUCGAGGGGUCUGAUGUGGUAUUAGGGGUAUCAUGGCUCGCCAAAUUAGGUCCUGUACUAACUAAUUACGCCACCAGGGAAUUUGAGUUCAACUGGAAUGGGUGUCGAGUGAAGUGGCAAGGGGAACCCUCUAUUGAUAUUCAACCGAUACAGUUACAUAGCUUGCGAAGGAUGGCCGCCACCGACGCUAUUGCUUCAUUCUUUCAUCAGGAAAUGCUUUGUGGGGAGGUAGCAUCCGUGGUGGCACCUACUGCAGAGUUAGCGUCCCUUUUGGACUCUUUUGAGGAUGUUUUUCAAAAACCAGUGGGCUUACCACCCUCACGUGCCCAAGAUCAUGCUAUACAUCUCAUUCCGGGUGCGCAACCUGUUAAUGUGAAGCCCUACAGGUACCCCUAUUUUCAAAAGCAAAUUAUGGAACAACUAGUUGCCGAUAUGCUUAAGGAAGGUGUGAUUCGAGCAAGCAGAAGCCCUUUCUCUUCUCCAGUGUUGCUGAUAAGAGUUAAGCCUGAAGAUGUGGCUAAGACCGCAUUUCGCACUCAUGAAGGUCAUUACGAGUUCCUCGUCAUGCCCUUUGGACUUACUAACGCCCCCUCUACAUUCCAGGCGCUAAUGAAUGACAUUUUCAGACCAUAUUUACGGCGCUUUGUCUUAGUAUUUUUCGAUGAUAUAUUGGUCUAUAGUCCAGAUUGGGAGGCACAUCUGGAGCAUUUGGAACUUGUUCUGUCCUUGCUUCGAAAGCAUCAGUUGGUCGCCAAAAGAUCUAAGUGUCUAUUUGGUCAGCAGUCGGUGGAUUAUUUGGGGCACAUUAUUUCUGCUCAAGGGUUGUCUGUUGAUCCUGCCAAGAUUGCUGCAAUUCAGCAAUGGCCUGUCCCUCGCUCUGUAAAAGAUGUCCGUAGUUUUUUGGGAUUAGCCGGGUAUUACCGGCGUUUCAUUCAUCAUUAUGCCGCGAUUGCCGGGCCACUUUUAGACCUAUUGCGGAAAGACUCUUUCAAAUGGAGUGAGGCAGCACAAGAAGCUUUCAAUGCAUUAAAGUCUAAGUUGGCUGCGACACCUGUUUUGACUUUGCCGAAUUUCAACCAGGAAUUCCAAGUAGAGACAGAUGCUUUGGGGCAAGGCAUUGGGGCUAUCUUAUCACAAAAGGGUCAUCCUAUAGCCUAUUUGAGCCAGAAGUUGAGUGCGCGAAUGCAAAAUGCCUCGACUUAUCACAGAGAAAUGUUUGCCAUUACUCAAGCUGUGAGUAAAUGGCGACAGUAUUUGUUGGGGAGAAAAUUUACCAUUUAUGCGGAUCAACAGUCCUCGAAGAACCUCACAAAUCAGACCAUUCAAACACCUGAACAACAGAAAUGGCUCACAAAGUUGGUGGGCUAUGAUUUUCGCAUCGUGUAUCGGCCCGGCAAGCAAAACACUGUAGCUGAUGCCCUCUCUCGUACUCCUGCUGCUUCUUUAAUGGUUCUGUCUGUCAACACCUUUGCAAUCGAACAGGAAUUUAAAGCUCUAAAUCAGUCCCACCCUGAGUUAUUAAUUAUACAGCAGCGUUUACAGCAAAAAGAUGUGGACUUCUGCGAGUAUUAA